Molecule: messenger RNA, 978 nt
Organism: Cutaneotrichosporon cavernicola
Lineage: Eukaryota; Fungi; Basidiomycota; Tremellomycetes; Trichosporonales; Trichosporonaceae
Exons: 3
Coding region: 1-978 (325 amino acids)
Source: RefSeq, a predicted model, not a curated record
AUGGACCAACGUGACGCCACAAUCUCCAGGCUCAAGCGCGAUCUUGAGGUUUCGCACUUGUUCAACAGGGGUGUCCUCAGCUCAAAUCAGGAACAGAAGGACCGCAUCGUCGAGCUUGAGGCCGAAAACGCGAUCCUCCGGACGACGGAGAGCAAGCUCGCCGCCCUCGAGGAAGCUUUCGAGGAGCAGGAGAAGCGGACCCAGCGCGCCGAGAACGUCCUGGCUGAUGCGCGGAGGCGCGCAGCAAGUUGUCUGAAGUCGCUCAAGAAUGCCGAGGAGGGACGUGAGCUGGCUGAACGCGAUGCGGCGUACUGGCACGGCAGGUCUGAGUGUCUGGCCGAAGCUGCGGCGCAGGCGCAAAGCAUCUUCGAGGAUGCCAUGGCUGCCGUGGCUGCGCCCCCAAAGCGGACAACGGAGCGCUUCACGCUUGCCUUACCCGGCGUCGCUCAAGCACAAACCGCACCCCCAGCCCUAGCCGUUGAAAGGGCGCGCGCCUCGACCUCGGAGUCGUCACGACCCGUCAUGCACCGUCGCAAACGCUUACGGACAACCGACGAUGAGGAUAACGGUUCCGUGAAAGCAUCACCUCCGACCGCACGUAGGUUGUUCACGAACAUGGGGAACGGCAAGACGAAGGAAUCCAGGUUGGCGACAGAGUCGGGCGAAGAAGAUAGCCCAUACUCGAGUCCACCUGGCGUAACGGGCAAGAAAAGGGGUGAAAUACCGGACAGCGAAUACUUACCCGCCAAAGGCAAGGGCGUGGCUACCAGUACCGAUCCCCCGCCCGUCACGCGGCGAAAAGGCCGCCAUUCGUCUCCUCUACCACGCCGGGCAACUGUCCCGAAGGCACGAGCGCCAGCGACUGCUCCGCGAAUACGCCGACCUCAACCUCCGCCCGAACCCACACCCGAAUCAGACAUCGCGAUCAAGAGCGAGCCGGAGAGUGACUCUGACCCGCUCGACCGUUGGGACGACUAG